UCGGCCCGGCCUGGCCCGGCACCGCGCUCCCGCCGCCCGCCCGCACAGGCGGCUGCGCGCCGCGCCCUGAAAGCCCUUCCGCUUUUCGUUUUCUCCGGAUUUUUGCGUGCUCUCCCCCGCCGUGCCGGGCAGCAUGGGGCUGCCGGCGCUGGAGUUCAGCGAGUGCUGCCUGGACAGUCCGCAGUUCCGGGAGCGGCUGCGCUCCCACGAGGCCGAGCUGGACAAAACCAACAAGUUCAUCAAGGAGCUCAUCAAGGACGGGAAGUCGCUCGUCGCCGCCCUGAAGAACCUGUCGGCUGCCAAGCGCAAGUUCGCGGAUUCCCUCAAUGAGUUUAAAUUUCGCUGCAUCGGCGACGCUGAGACGGAUGACGAGAUCUGCAUAGCCAAGUCUCUGCAGGAGUUCGCCACAGUGCUGCGGAACCUGGAGGACGAGCGGAUGCGCAUGAUCGAGAACGCCAGCGAGGUGCUGAUCACGCCGCUGGAGAAGUUCCGCAAGGAGCAGAUCGGGGCUGCCAAGGAUGCUAAAAAGAAAUACGACAAGGAGACAGAGAAAUACUGUGGUGUCCUAGAAAAGCACUUGAACUUGUCUUCCAAGAAGAAAGAAUCCCAGCUUCAGGAGGCAGACAGCCAGGUGGACCUGGUUCGGCAGCACUUCUACGAGGUCUCCCUGGAAUACGUCUUCAAGGUGCAGGAGGUCCAGGAGAGGAAGAUGUUUGAGUUUGUGGAACCUCUGCUGGCCUUUCUGCAGGGGCUGUUCACAUUCUACCACCACGGCUACGAGCUCGCUAAGGACUUCAGCGAUUUCAAGACAGAGCUGACAAUCAGCAUCCAGAACACAAGAAACCGCUUUGAAGGAACGAGGUCAGAGGUUGAAGCUUUGAUGAAGAAGAUGAAGGAGAAUCCUCACGAGCACAAGAACAUCAGCCCUUACACGAUGGAGGGGUAUCUCUACGUGCAGGAGAAGCGUCACUUUGGGACCUCCUGGGUGAAGCAUUACUGCACCUACCAGCGGGAAUCCAAGCGCAUCACGAUGGUGCCCUUUGACCAGAAGUCAGGAGGAAAAGGGGGGGAAGAUGAAGCUGUCACCCUGAAAUCCUGCACACGGCGGAAGACAGACUCCAUUGAGAAGAGGUUCUGCUUUGAUGUGGAGGCUGUGGAUCGGCCCGGCGUCAUCACCAUGCAGGCACUUUCGGAGGAGGACCGGAGGCUGUGGAUGGAGGCGAUGGACGGCCGGGAGCCGGUGUACAACUCGAACAAGGACAGCCAGAGCGAAGGCACUGCCCAGCUGGACAGCAUCGGCUUCAGCAUCAUCAAGAAGUGCAUCCACGCUGUGGAAACAAGAGGGAUCAAUGAGCAGGGGCUCUACCGGAUUGUCGGGGUGAACUCCAGAGUUCAAAAGCUGCUGAGUAUAUUAAUGGAUCCCAAAACAGCCACAGAGGCAGACACAGAGAUCUGUGCAGAGUGGGAGAUCAAGACCAUUACUAGUGCACUGAAAACGUACCUGAGAAUGCUCCCAGGGCCCCUCAUGAUGUACCAGUUUCAAAGGAGCUUCAUCAAAGCAGCGAAACUGGAGAAUCAGGAGUCCAGGGUGUCAGAGAUCCACAGCCUCGUCCAUCGGCUCCCGGAGAAAAACAGGCAGAUGCUGCACUUGCUCAUGAACCAUUUGGCAAAAGUUGCAGAUAAUCACAAGCAGAACCUGAUGACUGUUGCUAAUCUGGGUGUGGUGUUUGGGCCAACACUGCUUCGACCUCAAGAGGAAACAGUCGCUGCCAUUAUGGACAUCAAAUUCCAGAACAUUGUGAUUGAAAUUUUAAUAGAAAACCAUGAGAAGAUAUUUAACACGGUGCCGGAGGCUCCAGCGUCGAACUCGCAGCUGCUGUUAUCCCGCAAGAAGAGCACGGAGUCGAAGCCUCCCUCGUGCAGCGAGCGGCCGCUGACGCUAUUCCACACGGCCCAGCCCAACGAGAAGCAGGAGAACAGGAACAGCAUCAUCAACUCCAGCCUGGAAUCUGUCAUCUCUUCAAACGUAAACAGCUUCCUCAACUCCAACAGUGCUCCCCAGCCCAGCCUGAACUCGAGUGAUCUUGAACUAGAAGUAAUUAAGCCCAACAGGCCAAAUUCCCUCCCUCAGAAUCCAAGCCCAACGUCACCCCUCUCACCGUCCUGGCCCAUGUUCUCUGCGCCAUCAAGCCCUAUGCCCACCUCCUCUACGUCCAGCGACUCAUCCCCCAUCAGGUAAGAAGUGUCCUGCGAGGAGUAAAGAGCCUUUGGAAAGCACUGCCAUCCCUGGUGUUCUGGCCACAGCCUCGUCUGGGAUCCCAGGAGGGUAAUGGACACAGGGCAGCACAGGCUGCUCGGUGCCCAGGCCGCAGGGCUUGGGCAUCGCUGGAGCAAAUCAUUCCUGGGAGCUGCAGAUGAACCAGCACAGGAUUCCCAGCCACUCCUGAGCAGCGGGUCAGGCUGAGCUGUGCCAGCCCCGUGGGGUCCCCCUGUGCCCUGGGGUGCCUGGCACCGGAGCAGGCACUGCCCAGGGGUCCUGUGCCCUUGGCACUGGGGAUGCCAUCGUGCCAUGAGUGCACCGUGAGCCUGAAAACACCUUUUGUUUUUCAUCUGAUGGUCUCAAGUGCUCCGCUUGAGCGGUGCCUCCCUUGCAGUGAAGGACCCUCUGGAGUGGGAGGAUUGUUUGCCUAUCCUGGUCUUUAAGUGUUUGGGAGCUGCUCGUGUCAGGCAGCUGGAAUUUGGAGAGGAGAGACCUCCAUUUUGGGGCUCUCUUCACAGCAAAGCCAAAACAUUCGCAGCUCCCAAGUUUGGAGUUUGGUGUGAAGGGGAACUGCUCUUGCCAUGAAGUGUUGUGGCUUCCCUGGGCUCUUCUGAGGAUCUCAGGGGAGCUUCAAGUCCUCAGAAAGAUAAAAAUCGGUAAAAUCACUGAUCUGAGAAUGGUGACACCUUGUUUCCCAUGCCAGCAGCUUCUGGGGGCACUUCAUCACUUCCCCUGGCAGUGCCACAGCUGAGCAGCAGUGCAGGAUGUGGCCUGCUGCUCGAGUGGCCCAGAGCCUGGCUAGGUUGGCCCUGUCACCACAGCCUGGCAGUGUCCCAGCUUUCCACCAGCCCUGCUCCAGCCUAAAGCUGGGAAGGAUGGGUGGGGAUUCCAGGUGCAGGGGCAGCUCUGUGUGCCUGUGCUGUGCCUGAGGAGCCCUGAGGUCCCUCAUUUUCCCCUCUCUGUUGGCAGUUUGCACCAUUCCUGGCUCUCCCUGCUCCGAUUCCCUCCCCUGCAGCGUGGGCGCACUGACACUUCAGCAAAAUCCAAUGGCUGUUAAAUCUUUGUUACCUUCAGGUACAGGCUCUGAAGAAGUGCAGCAAAUUCUUCACGGACCUGCUUGAUUUUCUGUUUUGGAAUAACCUUUCUCAAGUGCUAAUUCUUCCUUGUGAAGUUCUUCUUGUGGUUGCAGCUGCACUUGGAUGGGUUUGGCAGAGCGGGGCAGGUGGCAGUGGGUCACUGCCAGCACCUGCUGCCACCUUUACUCUGUGCCAACCUCUGGUCAGGGAUGGCCCCUCAGAUACAGAACAUUCCAGCUCCAGCCUAGAGCCUGGAGCUGUCCUGGGGACCCCUGGCUUGGGCUGGUGCUGUUCGGGCACCAGUGUGGGCUCCAGUCCAGGUGGUGCCAGCUGGGCUCAGAGUGGGAUUUGCAUUGUGGUGAAACGUGGCUCAUCCCCGAGAGCCUUCAGCCUCUGCCGGUGUCUCCCUCCCUCUCCCUGAGCAGCGUAGCCGCAGACCCCAGCAGAGCAGCAGCCCCCAUCAGCCCGGGGCAGGGGUGUGUGGGUGGCUCUGUGCCCACACGUGGCCUCUC
Molecule: messenger RNA, 3848 nt
Organism: Corvus hawaiiensis (hawaiian crow)
Lineage: Eukaryota; Metazoa; Chordata; Aves; Passeriformes; Corvidae
Gene: ARHGAP26
Product: Rho GTPase activating protein 26
Exons: 22
Coding region: 134-2239 (701 amino acids)
Biological process (GO): signal transduction
Cellular component (GO): cytoplasm
Molecular function (GO): GTPase activator activity; protein binding
Source: RefSeq, a predicted model, not a curated record